Protopolystoma xenopodis is the source of this 972-nucleotide messenger RNA. The record is from the annotation of a GenBank genome assembly. NCBI's taxonomy places the organism in Eukaryota, Metazoa, Platyhelminthes, Monogenea, Polystomatidea, Polystomatidae.
AUGCAGCUACAGGCUUGUCUUCUGAGUCAAGUUGAGACCUUCUGCAAAUACGCAAGAGAGUCGAGGAUCAGGGAGGACGUGUUGCCCGUGGUGUUUUCCGCUCUGGAAUCGAGCUCCCUCAACACUCAGAUCGCGGCCAUUGAGUCCAUGCCAUCUCUGGUGGGCUAUAUCGAACUCAGAGACCUACAAGAAAUAGUUGUGCCAAGGACAAAGCAAGCUUUCAAAAGAGGAACCGGAAGACCUAGGCUCCAGUGUGCCGCAGUGCGCUGCAUGGGCUGUCUGAUUGAAGAGUUACCACCCGCGGUUGUUCAAGACGAAAUCAUCGACUUCCUCUUGAAUGCAGCUAAUGAAGCUGUGACGAGGUCGCAGACCCAAAGUCAUGGCGAUGACGCAAAAGAUCACCUCUUUGGAGGAGGACGGGGUUUGAGACGCCGAGGCGUAGACGGAAGAGGUACAGAAGAUGGGGAUUUUGUGUAUGCCGAGAAGACGAGGAGUCAGAGAAGCAAUGCGGCGAGUGAGGGACUCGACUCGAACUGGCUGGUUGGACAAGAGGCUGAAGUAGAGGCGGACGGAGACGAGGAGGAGGAAGAGCAGGAGGAGGAGGAGGAGCAAGAGAAGGAGGAGGAGGAGGAGAACGAAGAGGAGGAAGAGGAGAGGUGCAAGGAGGAUGACAAUGAAGGAGAGGCAAUGUGGAAGGUGCGACGCUGCAAGAGACGAGCUAGAGCCAAAGCAGCCCAGGUUCUUCCGCUACGCGGUCAGCCUUCGUGGCUUGCAACGACGACGGCUGAGGCGUUGAUGAACAAGAAGAGCCCCAACUUUGCAAGACCUCAAGCUUUUUCUAGAAGGGGCCCGAGUACAGCCCUAGCGGCCUACAGAGGCGCAGGAAUAAGAGGACCCAGCGACACGGGCGUUAUUCAAGCCAUCAGUGCGCUAAACAAUUGCUUAGAGUCGACCUCAGACUUCGGAUAUUAA